AUGGGCGACCCUCCCAUGUCCAAGAGACGAGAUCAAAAGGAGAAGAUCAUAUCAUACACCCCUGAAGAGAUCUUCGGAGCGUGGAUAAGUAAACAAGCCCAGCCACUCGUCCCCGGCACAACCAAGAAGUUGUUUCGACUGCUGUUCCCCCAUGAAGGCGCGAGGCGGCGCUACGAUAUCAAGGAGACGCGGCUGGCAUCAUUACUCGAGCAAACUCUGGGUAUUAAGGGAUUGACGAGGUGGGAUGCUGUUUCGUUGAAUGGAGUACGGAAGACUGGCUGCCUCGGAGAAGAGCCUAACGGGAACUCUACCAUGACAAUAGGCGAAGUCGACGCUCUUCUGGAUCAGUUGGCCGCGGGCUCGUCAUGGUCUCAGCUCUCUCAGAUACCCUCCGACCGUCCGACUCAGAUGACCAUUCUUCAAAGGCUCUUUCGCGACUCGGGGAUGUCACCCUACGCGCUCUCUGUGCUGACGCAAAUCAUACUUCGGGAUCUGCGACCUCUCCUGUUCCCUCUACCCCUACGAUAUGUCGGUCGCCCGGAACUACUCAUUCGCGAAACGAUUUCCAGCGCUCCGAAUUUACUCACAGUAGAAAGCGCCAUGUUCCGUUGGGACACAACGAUGGCCAAGCUAUAUCGAGAAGGCAAAGGCAACAUUGACUGGUGUGCCACAAAAGCUGAAGAGAUUCGAAUGAGCGAGCAGCGAAUGGAGGUUGCCCCUGGACCAAUCCUUGGGAUCAAUGUGAAAGUAGGGCCUCUUCUCGUCCCUUACUGA
Trichosporon asahii var. asahii CBS 2479 is the source of this 774-nucleotide messenger RNA. RefSeq lists its product as uncharacterized. Bases 1 to 774 code for a protein of 257 amino acids. Gene Ontology annotation, cellular component: DNA ligase IV complex. The transcript is spliced from 2 exons. NCBI's taxonomy places the organism in Eukaryota, Fungi, Basidiomycota, Tremellomycetes, Trichosporonales, Trichosporonaceae. The record is from RefSeq and is a predicted model, not a curated record. Gene Ontology annotation, biological process: double-strand break repair via nonhomologous end joining; nucleotide-excision repair, DNA gap filling; DNA recombination. Gene Ontology annotation, molecular function: DNA binding; ATP binding; DNA ligase (ATP) activity.